Messenger RNA from Phacochoerus africanus (Common warthog), 3185 nucleotides. RefSeq names its product extracellular sulfatase Sulf-1. The coding region runs from base 477 to 3155 and encodes 892 amino acids. Lineage: Eukaryota; Metazoa; Chordata; Mammalia; Artiodactyla; Suidae. Gene Ontology annotation, molecular function: N-acetylglucosamine-6-sulfatase activity; glycosaminoglycan binding; calcium ion binding. Gene Ontology annotation, cellular component: Golgi apparatus; endoplasmic reticulum; cell surface. The record is from RefSeq and is a predicted model, not a curated record. The transcript has 22 exons.
GUUCUAUGGGGGUGUGUGAUGAUAAUACGACGCGGGCUUAUAUAACCCGCUUCAUCUCGCAAGCUCUUCGUAGACGGUCCCUAAUGCGUCCUCGGGCCGGUGUCAGGCUUGAGCGGCUAAGAGGAAACCCCAACCCGAGACGCCGAGGCCAGCAGGGAGGGCAGCGGGGGUCAGAGGCCGGGCCUUCCCGCGUCCCCGCGCCCCGGAGGUCGGGGAGAUAAGGGACAAUGACUCUCGCCCCCAGGAGGAGGAAGGAAGUCCCGCUGCCACCUUAUCUCUGCUCCUCGGCACGCUCCCAGUUCCCAGGGCUUGUUCUCUAGAGAAGAUUUUGAAGGCGGCUUUUGACCCCAUCUGCAGAUGUCCUGAAUACCUCUGAGUACAGAAAUCGAUCAUUCAACCAGGAUACCUAAUUCAAGACCUGCAGGAACCAGGAGAGACAGACAUUUUGAUAGUUUUGUGAAGUUGGACCGAACAGAAUGAAGUACUCUUGCUGUGCCCUGGUCUUGGCCGUCCUGGGCACAGAACUGCUGGGAAGCUUCUGUUCUUCGACCGUCAGAUCUCCGAGGUUCCGAGGACGGAUGCAGCAGGAACGGAAGAACAUCCGGCCCAACAUCAUUCUUGUGCUGACCGAUGAUCAGGAUGUAGAGCUGGGGUCCCUGCAAGUCAUGAACAAAACCCGAAAGAUUAUGGAGCUCGGGGGAGCCACUUUCACCAACGCCUUCGUGACGACGCCCAUGUGCUGCCCCUCACGCUCCUCCAUGCUUACGGGCAAGUACGUGCACAACCACAAUGUCUACACCAACAAUGAGAACUGCUCUUCCCCCUCCUGGCAGGCGGUACACGAGCCACGGACGUUUGCCGUCUAUCUGAACAGCACUGGCUACAGAACAGCCUUUUUUGGAAAAUACCUCAAUGAGUAUAAUGGCAGCUACGUCCCUCCUGGGUGGCGAGAAUGGCUUGGAUUAAUCAAGAAUUCUCGUUUCUAUAAUUACACUGUUUGUCGCAAUGGCAUCAAAGAAAAGCAUGGAUUUGAUUAUGCAAAGGACUACUUCACAGACUUAAUCACUAACGAGAGCAUUAAUUACUUCAAAAUGUCUAAGAGAAUGUAUCCCCAUAGGCCCAUUAUGAUGGUGAUCAGCCACGCGGCGCCCCACGGCCCCGAGGACUCGGCCCCACAGUUUUCAAAACUGUACCCCAAUGCCUCCCAACACAUAACUCCUAGUUAUAACUAUGCACCAAAUAUGGAUAAACACUGGAUUAUGCAGUACACAGGACCCAUGCUGCCCAUCCACAUGGAAUUUACAAACGUCCUGCAUCGCAAACGGCUUCAGACUUUGAUGUCAGUGGAUGAUUCUGUGGAAAGGCUGUAUAACAUGCUGGUGGAGACGGGUGAGCUGGAAAACACUUACAUCAUCUACACCGCCGACCACGGUUACCACAUCGGCCAGUUUGGGCUGGUCAAGGGGAAAUCCAUGCCAUAUGACUUUGAUAUCCGCGUGCCUUUCUUUAUUCGUGGUCCAAGUGUAGAACCAGGAUCCAUAGUCCCACAGAUCGUUCUAAACAUUGACCUGGCCCCAACCAUCCUGGACAUUGCUGGGCUCGACACGCCUCCCGACGUGGAUGGCAAGUCUGUCCUCAAGCUUCUGGACCUGGAGAAACCAGGUAACAGGUUUCGAACAAACAAGAAGGCCAAAAUUUGGCGUGAUACAUUCCUCGUGGAAAGAGGGAAAUUUCUGCGUAAGAAGGAAGACUCCAACAAGAACAUCCAACAGUCAAAUCACCUGCCCAAAUAUGAGAGAGUUAAAGAACUGUGCCAGCAGGCCAGGUACCAGACCGCCUGUGAACAACCUGGGCAGAAGUGGCAGUGCGUCGAGGACACGUCUGGCAAGCUUCGAAUUCACAAGUGCAAAGGGUCCAGUGACCUGCUGGCCGUGCGGCAGAGCGCGAGGCAGCUCUUUUCUCGUGGCUUCCACGACAAGGACAAAGAGUGCAGCUGUGGAGACAACGGUUAUCGGGCCAGCAGAAGCCAGAGGAAGAGUCAGAGGCAGUUCCUGAGGAACCAGGGGACCCCGAAGUACAAGCCCAGAUUUGUCCAUACCCGGCAGACACGUUCCUUGUCCGUCGAAUUUGAAGGCGAGAUCUAUGACAUAAACCUGGAAGAAGAAGAACUUCAGGUGUUGCAACCAAGAAGCAUCACCAAGCGUCACAGUGAAGGCCGCCAGGGGCCGGGAGGGCACCAGGCUGCCAGCGGUGGCGACGGGGACACCAUGCUGGCUGACAGUGGCAAUGCCGUGGGCCUACCCACCACCGUCCGGGUGACGCACAAGUGCUUUAUUCUUCCAAAUGAUACAAUCCAUUGUGAGAGAGAGCUUUAUCAAUCAGCCAGAGCCUGGAAGGACCACAAGGCAUACAUUGAUAAGGAGAUUGAAGCUUUGCAAGAUAAAAUUAAAAAUUUAAGAGAGGUGAGAGGACAUCUAAAGAGAAGGAAACCUGAGGAGUGUGGCUGCAGUAAACAGAGCUAUUACAACAAAGAGAAAGGUGUAAAAAAGCAAGAGAAAUUAAAGAGCCAUCUUCACCCAUUCAAAGAAGCUGCUCAGGAAGUAGACAGCAAACUGCAGCUUUUCAAGGAGACCCGCAGGAGGAAGAAAGAGAGGAAGGAGAAGAAACGGCAGCGGAAGGGGGAGGAGUGCAGCCUGCCCGGCCUCACCUGCUUCACCCACGACAACAACCACUGGCAGACGGCGCCGUUCUGGAACCUGGGCUCUUUCUGUGCGUGCACCAGUUCUAACAAUAACACCUACUGGUGUCUGCGGACAGUUAAUGAGACGCAUAAUUUUCUUUUCUGCGAGUUUGCCACUGGCUUUCUGGAGUAUUUUGAUAUGAAUACAGAUCCUUAUCAGCUCACCAACACUGUGCACACGGUAGAAAGGGGCGUUUUGAAUCAGCUACACGUGCAACUGAUGGAGCUCAGGAGCUGUCAAGGGUAUAAGCAAUGCAACCCCAGACCUAAGGGCCUUGAACUUGGAAGUAAAGAUGGAGGAAGCUAUGACCUACACAGCCCACGUAAGACAAAGCAGAAGAGCCCCUUCUUAAGCUGGUCUCACCCAGGAUAUGGGCUGACAAGAGGACAGUUAUGGGAUGGAUGGGAAGGUUAACCUGGCCCCUCUCACUGCAGACGUCAACUG